AUUCUACCGCCGAAUAAUGAAAUCUUGUGUAACUAUUCUAUUCUACGUAUAAUCAUUGUUCGUUUUCCUUAGUUCUUAUAAUUAUUUAAACAGCUUUGUUUUCAAAGUACUCAACGUUUUAUUUUUUUAUAAAUCAAUUUAAUGUUUUUUAUAAUAAAUGAUAGUGAAAGAUGGAUAUUAAAAUAAUAAAUUUUCUUUAGCUCUGUUAAUAAUGGAAAAAUAUAAUUUUAGGAACAACUUGCAUACUUUGAUUGUUAUGUAUAGAAAUGAAAUCACUGCAUUGAUGUAUAAGUGAUUGAUGGACAUUAACAAUUAAAUGAAUAUUUACUAUAAAAUUUGGAUGUAUGGCUUUUAAUAUUUUAAGUUUGUGAAUUGUCAAUGAAUUUUAUAGAAUGGUCAGAAACUGUUAUUAUAAUCAGUGAACAACAAAGAUUAGACAAAGUGAAUUAUGAUAAUCUUAAAGUAUUUGACAAAUUUGGUUUUGAAUGGGUUAAUGAUGCACAUUAUUUCCAAAUGUUUAAUGUUACAAAAGAUCCUUUUAAAUGGAGUGUGAAAGAGGUUUCCAUCUGGUUAAAUUGGAUUGCAAAACAAUACAGUCUUAUUAAUUUUAAUAUACCAAAAUUUAAAGUGAACGGCAGUCAAUUAUUUAGUGAAACUUUUUGUUGGAAUACUAAUGAUGUAAAAAAUAUACCACCUAAUAAUGACUUUUGGAUUCAUAUAUCUUUAUUAAGAAAAUUGAAAUGUGUGUUCAUAAAACUUAAAAAUGAUGAAUUAGUUGACAUCAAAUCAUUAAAAAAAAUGAAAGAAAAAACUGAAUUAAUUUCAAAAUUAAAAACAAAUGUAGAGAUAUGGCAAUUUUUUCUCCAUUUAUUAUCUAAUAAGGAUUAUCAAGAAAUUAUUGAAUGGAUUGAUGACAAUGGACACUUCAGACUUAUCAAACCUAAAACUGUCUCAAUUUUAUGGGGUAUAAUAAAAAAUAAUAUCACGAUGGACUAUAAAAAAAUGUCUUCAUCCAUAAGAUAUCACUAUGGUAAAGGUAUUAUCAACAGAGCUAAAGGCAAACAUGUGUAUAAAUUUGAAUCUGAUGUUAAAAUGUUGGUUGGUUAUACACCUAUGGAAAUUAAAAAAACGUUUGCAAAUCAAUGAAUUUUCAUUUGUAAAUGUUAUAUUGUAUUUUUGCAACAAAACUUGCUAAUAGUUUGUAACGUAAUAAAAUUAAGGUGUGUAUAAGGUCACAGAUAAAUAUAUUCAAUAAGUAACGUUGUACAUCUGUAAGUUCAGUGUUUCACACAUAUAUAUAUAUAUAUACAGAUUUAUAUAGUAUGUAAUGAAUUGUCCUACCACCUGUGUUUCCCUUAUCAUAAAUACCAUUAUAUCUCUAUGGGGUCAACCAAAACUAUGGUUACACUGUCCACUACCAUAUCUCAUGUGUUAUUAAGCCAGCUUGGGAGACUGUGGUUAAGUUUCAAAAAAAAGAAAAGAAGAUCACACCAACUUAGUUAACCUUUUUGCUGUCUAUCAAAACAAAAACCAAAUAUGGAAUUGAAAAUUUUCAUAUGUUUUGGCCAUCAUUAUGGCACCAUUAUAUUAAUCAUCUAGACUUGGACAUCUCGACAAUGAUAUUAUGUGAAACACAUAGGCCAUUUCAAUACGUGUCUAUUGACAGCCUGUUUUAUAUCAUUGUGAUAAAUCACAUUGAACUAUUCUUUAUUUAUCUGGAUUUAAUUAUUAUUAGCACUCGAAAUUAUAUUAUAAACAAAUGGAAUAUUAAUAUUGUUUAAUUACAUAAUUUUUAAAUAACUCUUCAGUCAGAUUUAUAAUCUCAGACAUGUCAUGAAUCUUCUAUCCAUAACUUAAUUAUUAAUAUAGUUUUUUUUAUUUAACUUUAUCUAUUUAACAUUACAUUGUGAUUUUUUUAUUAUAUCUAUAUUUUCCUCCUAUUAUUUUGAAUUCUGUAUAUUUUAUUUUAUUAAUAUGGUUGUAAUUUUCCAUUUUAUCUUGUUAUAUUUAUUACAAAAUUAAUGUAUAACAUUUAAUAAAUUUUAAUAAUUGUUGUAUUAAUUCAACACUGUUAAUCAUAGAACCUUUCCUCCACUAAGAUUAGAUACAAUAUCCAUGAUUUUCCGAAUUUUCCUUUAGCUUGCCUUCCUGGUGGACCCUCCUUGUUCUUGUUAAAGUUAUAAGGUUUUAUGAAUUUAGCUUACAAGAUUCAUGUGUUAAACUAUUAUUUUGUACCUAUUUCUUUUUUGCAUUUUUAAUAGUUUUUUUAGUGAUAAAAGAGUUAUUUUCAAACAAAAUUUUCAUUAAUUUAAAAAAAAAAUCAUCAAUAUUUUUCUUUUAAUUUCUUAUUACUGUCAUUUUAAGUAAAUUAAUUAUGAGCAAAAAUAUAAUUUCACACAUCAAUAUUUUUUUAAUUUUGGCGAUUGAGUAAUUUAAUUACAUUUACUUAGGGUCUGUUAUAUAGGGCGUUUGUGCCUCUCUUAUGGUAAAAUUAGCAGUUUUUUUUAAAUUUGUUAAUAAGUUUGAGAUGUAUUAUUUAAUUUUUUUUUUUUUUGAUAU
Messenger RNA from Daktulosphaira vitifoliae (grape phylloxera), 2559 nucleotides. Its product is annotated as ETS-like protein pointed. Gene Ontology annotation, molecular function: sequence-specific DNA binding; DNA-binding transcription factor activity, RNA polymerase II-specific. Gene Ontology annotation, biological process: regulation of transcription by RNA polymerase II; cell differentiation. Lineage: Eukaryota; Metazoa; Arthropoda; Insecta; Hemiptera; Phylloxeridae. Bases 379 to 1146 code for a protein of 255 amino acids. The record is from RefSeq and is a predicted model, not a curated record. The transcript is spliced from 4 exons. Gene Ontology annotation, cellular component: nucleus.